AUGAUAAAUAAUAACUUACUAGAACAUAGUAAAGAGAUUUAUAAAGACAAAAGAGGUAAAAUUUUAAUUAUAGAUAUCUUGUAUAGAAAUAAAACAUAUAGAAUUAUAAACUUUCAUGGUGAAAACAACGAAAGGGAGAGAUUAUUUCAACUCAAAGAAAUAGUAAAAUGGAUAAAUGAUAAUACAAUAAUAGUAGGGGAUUUCAACAUAGUGCUGAACAAAAUAGACUUAUCAUCAAACAAUAUAUUCAGAAAUGACACAAGCAGAACACAAUUACUAAAAAUAAUGCAAGAGCACAACCUGGUGGAUUUAUGGAGAAUUAACAAUACAAAUAGCACCCACUUCUCCAGAAAACAGACAGUACUAGGAAAACUAAAACAAUCAAGGAUUGAUCUUUUACUAGCUGCAAAAAACACUAUUCAAGAAAUUAACAAUAUACAGUAUAAACCUAAUGUAUGGAGUGAUCACGAUAUUUUACAAUGGGAACAAGGCAUAGAUAAUAAAACUAGAGGAGCUGGCACAUGGUGUCUAAACUCCAGCAUCCUAAAUGACAAAGCUUUAAUAUAUAAAAUAAAAAAUUUAUUGGAAAACAUCAAAGCUGAAACAGUUGAAAAAGAGAACAUAACCGAUUCAUGGGAUGACAUAAAAAACAGAAUAAAAAAAACCUGCAUAAACUACAGCAAGAGGAAAAAAUGGUUUGAAACCAGAGAAGAAAUAAAAUUAAAAAAAUUUUUAGCAGAUGAAACUAUACUGCUAAACACUGACAUACACAGAUCAUGUGAGCAAUAUGAAAUUUACAAAGAACAAUUAAGAAACAUAGAAAUAAAGAAGUGCAAAGGGGCAAUCAUUAGAAGCAAAGUGAAAUAUACAACAGAAGGUGAAAAAUGCACUUCUUUUUUUCUCGGCUUGGAAAAAAAGAAACAGAACAAAUCAUACAUCAAUCAACUAACAGACAAUAAAGGACAAACGCUGUUUGAAACUGAUGAAAUCUUAGACCAUACAUAUCAAUUUUACAAACAGCUUUUCUCCAAACAGAAGGACUUAAAAGAAAAAGAAAUACCGGAAUAUAUAAAAUGUAUAAAUAAAAAACUUGAAAGACAAGAUAAAGACUGGUGUGAUUCAGAAAUUACUGAAGAAGAAAUAAAAAACGCCAUACAGGCGCUAAACAAAAAUAAAAGUCCAGGUUCAGAUGGACUGACUGCAGAGUUCUAUGUGAAGUUCCAAGAGGAGCUUACACCGCUCCUGAAUAAACUUUACAGAGAUAUGUUGGAUAACAAAAGAGUGCCUGCAACGCUAACCGAAGGAAUAAUCUCGCUAAUUUUCAAAAAAGGUGACAAUAAACUUAUCAAAAAUUACCGCCCCAUCAGUCUACUGAAUACUGAUUACAAAAUCCUAACAAAAAUUCUAGCAAAUAGACUAAAACAGGUUUCGGGUUCCAUCAUAAAUAGUACACAAUCUUACAGCAUACCAGGAAGAGACAUCAGUGAUUCCAUAUUGACCAUAAAAGAAACAAUACAUAACAUGCAGAAAGACAAAGGGUUUCUGCUCAGUAUAGAUCUUGAAAAAGCGUUUGACAGAGUUGAUCACACUUUUCUUUUCAACAUUCUACAGGCUUUUGGUUUCGGUUCAAAAUUCAUCAACUGGAUAAAACUUCUUUACAAUAAUGCAAAAAGCUGUAUUAAGGUCAAUGGUUUCCUCACAGAAUUUUUCACAAUAAACAGAUCAGUUAGACAAGGUUGCCCACUAUCAGCACUACUCUAUUCAAUAGUAGCAGAACCCUUAGCUCUUCAUAUCCUACAGGACAAAGACAUUAAAGGAAUACCAACAGGUUACAACAGAACAACAAAAAUAACCCAGUAUGCAGACGACAUAAACAUCAUGGUUUUAGACAGCCAUAGUAUCGAUAAGGUUUUGAAACACAUUCAUGAUUACGAGAAGGUAGCUGGAGCGAAAAUGAACCUGGAAAAGAGCGAGAUUAUGUUUUGUGGAUCAAAUGUUGACAGCGUAAAUAAAUGGAACUUUGCAGAAGUAAACAAACCAAAAAGAAUCCUGGGUGUUUAUGUUGGGAAAAACGAAAAUGAAGCAACAAGAACCAACUGGGAAAUAGUGAUUACCAAAACAAAAAAUAUUCUCAAUCUCUGGAAAGCCAGAGGUUUAACACUAAAAGGAAGGGUAAUUGUAACAAAUGCACUAGUACUGUCCAAAAUCAACCAUAUAAUGGGGGUCUGUGAGUUGCCGCAUUGGGCGCUAAAUUCACUCAAUAGUGUAAUAUCCUCCUUUUUGUGGAGAGGAAAGGGAAAUCUGAUCGCUCACAGAGUGCUAAUUGCUAACAAAAGGGAGGGGGUUUAG
Messenger RNA from Xyrichtys novacula (pearly razorfish), 2349 nucleotides. The record is from the annotation of a GenBank genome assembly. NCBI's taxonomy places the organism in Eukaryota, Metazoa, Chordata, Actinopteri, Labriformes, Labridae.